Messenger RNA from Paramacrobiotus metropolitanus, 1274 nucleotides. RefSeq names its product clathrin light chain-like. The record is from RefSeq and is a predicted model, not a curated record. Gene Ontology annotation, molecular function: clathrin heavy chain binding; structural molecule activity. Gene Ontology annotation, cellular component: plasma membrane; clathrin coat of trans-Golgi network vesicle; postsynaptic endocytic zone cytoplasmic component. The transcript has 5 exons. Gene Ontology annotation, biological process: intracellular protein transport; clathrin-dependent endocytosis; clathrin coat assembly. Lineage: Eukaryota; Metazoa; Tardigrada; Eutardigrada; Parachela; Macrobiotidae. Bases 242 to 925 code for a protein of 227 amino acids.
UUCGGAUAAAUUUCAGAUCGAAAAUUGAAUCUGUUUUUUUGGUAAGUACGGAUCUUUUCGAUGUUGUUGUCAUUGGUGUGGACUAAUUAAGCGUAUCGGUAUUCAAGCAGCGGCUUCCAGAUCCGUAUCGAUUUUCUCUAUCCGAUCAUCCGAGCGAGUGGUGGCGUGCGCUGUGUGUGAGUGAGAGAGUGUGCGCGAGUUACCGCUUACGUCGACAGCAUCACUUUUUGACAUCUCUAAAAUGGAUCCCUUUGGUGUUGAACAAGAGCAGCGUACGGACAGCGCUGGCGAAGAAGAAGUUGAUCCAGCGGCAGCUUUCAUUGCUCAGGAACGCAAUACAUUAGCGGGCUUGGAGGAUGAUGAUUUCGACAAAGUUAACGCGUUUGAUGAUGGCUUUGGCAUGAAUGGUGAACAUCAGAAUCUUGAUGCCCACCAGCCGACGAUGACAAAUGUCCGCGAGGAUAACGCGGAUCCCUAUGUUAACGGUGUCAAUGGUGAUGACUUCAUGGAUGAACGGGAGAAUGGAUUUGGAAAUUCUUCUAGCCAGAUGAAUGGGCCGUCGGUGUUUGAGCCUCCCAAGAUCCGGCCAUCGACCCCGGAAAAGAUCCGUAAGUGGCGCGAGGAUCAGAAGGAGCGAUUAGAAAAGAAAGAUGCCGACGAAGAAAAGAAAAAGCAGGAGCUGCGCGAACAGGCUCGAAAAGAAUUGGAGGAAUGGUACCAGCUGCAGGACGAAAACUCUAAGAAGGCCAGGAAAAACAACCGCGAUUCGGAGAAGGAUUUCGUCAGCCAGCGUGAUUCGGACAAGCCCGGCGAGGAAUGGGAGCGUGUGGCACGCAUGUGCGACUUCAAUCCCAAAUCAGCCAAAGGCACGAAGGAUGUAUCCCGUCUGCGUUCCAUUAUCUUGCAGCUGAAGCAGGGCGGUUAAGUGCAGCACACCCUUUCACGGGACGAUAACAUUUAAGCGACCUUUGAAAUUCGAAUAACGUGAAACCUAAAUAUUGAAGUUUUUUUUUGUUUUUUAUGUAAUUAUUUUCGAUUGAUCCGUGCGCAGUGCGAAUCAUUGUGUUGUCGUGAUACUCCUUGUUUUUAUAUAAUAUUAUUCGCUUAACGGAGCCCAGACGCCGCUUUGUAUUGCGCGUACCUCGGUGACAGCCCAAUGUUUUCCAUUUUUAUUGACCUUAGUUCAACUGCUGGAUGUGGUAAAUACAUUCCCUGAUUUUAAUCUGUCAAGUCUGCUUUAUUCAAGAUCACAAUAAAACGAUAAAAAACUAAGA